AUGUCGGAAACAGAUCCUGGCUUCAUUGCUGCCGUCGAGGAAGCCCGACAAGGCUUCGCGGAGGGAGGCGUCCCGAUAGGAGCGUGUCUUGUGUCGAAGGACGGCAAAAUCAUCGGUCGAGGACACAAUAUGCGCGUGCAGAAGGGCAGCGCGACGCUCCAUGCUGAGAUCUCUGCUCUUGAGAAUUCAGGUCGACUGCCCGCCUCCGCAUAUGCAGGUGCCACAAUGUACACUUCGCUCAGCCCUUGCGAUAUGUGUACGGGCUCGUGCAUCUUGUACAAGGUCGCCAGAGUGGUGAUCGGGGAGAACAAGACAUUUGUGGGCGGAGAGGACUAUCUCAAGCAAAGGGGAAUCGAGGUUGUGGUACUGGAGAACGAGGAGUGUAAAGAGCUCAUGAGGAAGUUUAUCGAAGAGAAGCCCCAUGUUUGGUGA
Messenger RNA from Capronia coronata CBS 617.96, 432 nucleotides. Its product is annotated as cytosine deaminase. Bases 1 to 432 code for a protein of 143 amino acids. The transcript is spliced from 3 exons. Gene Ontology annotation, molecular function: diaminohydroxyphosphoribosylaminopyrimidine deaminase activity. Lineage: Eukaryota; Fungi; Ascomycota; Eurotiomycetes; Chaetothyriales; Herpotrichiellaceae. The record is from RefSeq and is a predicted model, not a curated record. Gene Ontology annotation, cellular component: nucleus; cytoplasm.